Molecule: messenger RNA, 1094 nt
Organism: Daldinia loculata
Lineage: Eukaryota; Fungi; Ascomycota; Sordariomycetes; Xylariales; Hypoxylaceae
Product: signal recognition particle 9 kDa protein-domain-containing protein
Exons: 2
Coding region: 244-786 (180 amino acids)
Biological process (GO): SRP-dependent cotranslational protein targeting to membrane
Cellular component (GO): signal recognition particle, endoplasmic reticulum targeting
Source: RefSeq, a predicted model, not a curated record
AGAUCCCUGUCUAGCUGUUUGGCCCCCACAUCAUCCACCGCCCACCACCGACACCAAACUUCAUCGUCACUCGAUUGGGCGAAAGUGCCAAAAUUCAAGUCCAGCUCCACAAUCCACUUCGACAACACGAAAUCGUAUAUCCAUAACCACCAUACCGAGUAUAAGCUGUGCCCGAAGAUCUCAGAUACUAUUAUACGAACAACCGACGAAAUUUAUUCCGCAGCAAAGCGGCAUUCACUCGCGAUGCCAUACUUUGCCACGAGCCAGGAAUGGCUGCACCAGUCUUCGCUCCUCCUUGAAGCACGACCAACUACCACACGCAUAACAACCAAAUACCACAUCAGCAAACCCAAGCCCCGACGCGCCAAAAAAGCCCCAACCUCCCCGUCCCCCUCCCCCUCCACAACGACCGACACCGCGCCCCGCGGCUCCCUCACCCUCAAAACCUACGACCCGCAUUCCGGCGCCUGUCUCAAGUACCGCACGACCAAAGCAGCCGAAGUAUCGCGCCUAAUCCAGAGUCUGGGCCGGCCGUUGGGGGCCCGCAUGGCCGCCCUGCCGUUACCCGAGGCCGCGGACGAGGUCAUGGCCGAUGCGCCGCUCGCGGCGGGGACGCCGGCCGAGGAGAAGAGGGGGGAGGAUGUGGUAGGACCUGCGCAGCUAGAAGGAAGUACAGGUGGUGGUGGUGGUGGUGGUGGAAAGGCGCCGGGACAGGGACAGGGACAGGGGCAGGCGGGAGGAGGUGGCGGUGGUGGGAAGGGGAAGAAGAAGCGUGGGAAGAAAUGAGGAAAUGGAUGAUGAAUGCAGAGGGAGGGAAGAAAAGGAUUGGAAAGUCUAUGUUGGGCCGUAUCCGGUCGAAAAGAGAUCCUAGACCUAGAGGGACCCGUCCGUAUAGUUCCUUGCGAUUACAUCAUAGCAUCGCUAUAAGGUUACUUAUAGUUAGAAUCAUAUUCAAAGCUUGAUUACGAGGUAGGCUACAACCUAGAGAAAGCCCAGCGCUUGGACGCAUACCAAUGAACCUAUUAAUACGCACAUGGCAUUAAAGCAACAUCAUUUACGAUUCAAAUAUCACGCAACGCCAAAUCACAUGAUAC